GCGAGCUGUGGGCGCCGCCGGCACCGGGAGAGGAGGAUCCCAGGAAAGGUCUCCGGCUGCGGAGGAAGCCCGGGCACCGGCGGCAUGUCUGUGUGUGAACUCUACUCCCGGUACACCCGGGUCUGGAUCCCCGACCAGGAAGAAGUUUGGAGAUCUGCAGAGAUUAUCAAAGAUUACAAAGAAGGGGAUAAAACUUUGCACUUAAAACUUGAGGAUGAAUCUGUUCUGGAGUAUCCGGUGGGUCCCUCUUCAAAUCCGAUGCCGCACCUGCGUAACCCGGAUAUCUUGGUUGGAGAAAAUGAUCUCACGGCACUCAGUUAUCUCCACGAGCCAGCUGUUUUACACAAUCUCAAAGUUCGCUUCCUGGAGUCCAACCAUAUCUAUACCUACUGCGGUAUCGUGCUCGUUGCCAUUAACCCCUAUGAGCAGAUGCCCAUCUACGGAGAAGAUGUCAUUUAUGCGUAUAGUGGCCAAAACAUGGGGGACAUGGACCCUCAUAUAUUUGCUGUGGCGGAGGAGGCAUACAAACAGAUGGCAAGGGAUGAGAAGAACCAGUCCAUCAUUGUGAGCGGGGAGUCGGGAGCGGGGAAGACGGUGUCUGCCAAAUACGCCAUGAGGUACUUUGCCACCGUCGGGGGCUCCGCCAGUGAAACGAAUGUGGAAGAGAAAGUCUUGGCCUCGAGCCCUAUUAUGGAGGCUAUUGGAAAUGCCAAAACCACCCGGAAUGAUAACAGUAGUCGUUUUGGGAAAUACAUCCAGAUUGGCUUCGACAAACGAUACCACAUUAUUGGUGCCAACAUGAGGACGUAUCUGCUGGAGAAGUCACGUGUUGUGUUCCAGGCUGAGGAUGAGCGGAACUACCAUAUUUUCUACCAGCUUUGCGCGUCUUCCAAUUUGCCCGAGUUCUCCGACUUGUCACUAACCCAAGCGGAAGAUUUUUUUUACACCUGCCAAGGGGGUGAGACAACCAUCGACGGGGUUGAUGACGCAGACGACUUUGAGAAAACGAGGCAAGCUUUCACACUUCUGGGGGUCAAAGAGUCUCAUCAGAUGAGUAUUUUUAAGAUCAUCGCUUCGAUCCUUCAUCUUGGAAAUGUACCGAUCCAGUCGGAAAGAGAAGGGGAGUCCAGCAGCUUACCGAAAGGGGAUGAGCAUCUUAACCAUUUCUGCACGUUGCUGGGCCUGGAGCACGACCAGAUGGAGCACUGGCUUUGCCACAGGAAGCUGGUCACCACGUCGGAGACCUACGUGAAGACCAUGUCCGCCCAGCAGGCCGUCAACGCAAAAAACGCCUUGGCCAAGCACAUCUACGCCCAGUUAUUUAAUUGGAUUGUACAGCAUAUCAACAAAGCCCUGCAUACCACCAGCAAGCAGCACUCGUUUAUUGGAGUCUUGGACAUCUACGGGUUUGAAACGUUUGAAAUAAACAGCUUCGAACAGUUCUGUAUCAACUACGCCAACGAAAAACUACAGCAGCAGUUUAAUUCGCACGUUUUUAAGCUGGAACAAGAGGAAUACAUGAAAGAGCAAAUUCCUUGGACCUUGAUUGAUUUCUAUGACAAUCAGCCAUGUAUCGACCUCAUAGAGGCCAAGCUUGGAAUCCUGGACCUUCUGGAUGAGGAGUGCAAGGUGCCUAAGGGUACAGACCAGAACUGGGCCCAGAAGCUGUAUGACAGACACACAAGCUGCCAGCACUUUAAGAAGCCGCGCAUGUCCAAUGUCUCGUUCAUCGUCGUGCACUUUGCUGAUCAGGUGGAGUAUCAGUCCGACGGGUUCCUGGAGAAAAACCGGGAUACGGUGUAUGAAGAACAAAUUAAUAUACUGAAGGCCAGUAAGUACCAGCUGGUGGCCGACUUGUUUCAGGACGACAAGGACGCCGUUCCGCCGACCCCUGCCGGAAAAUCAAAAGUCAACGUCCGGCCGGCUAAGCCUGCCCUGAAGAGCGCCAAUAAAGAGCAUAAGAAAACGGUCGGGCAUCAGUUCCGCAACUCUCUGCACUUACUGAUGGAGACGUUGAAUGCCACCACUCCGCAUUACGUGCGGUGCAUUAAACCCAACGAUGAGAAGCUUUCUUUCAGUUUUGACCCAAAGAGAGCCGUGCAGCAGCUGAGAGCCUGCGGGGUCCUGGAGACCAUCCGAAUCAGUGCGGCCGGCUACCCAUCCAGGUGGACCUAUCACGAUUUCUUCAACAGAUACCGGGUGUUGAUGAAAAAGAAAGAUCUCGCUCAGAAUGACAAAAAGCUGAUCUGCAAAACACUCCUUGAGAACCUGGUUAAGGAUCCAGACAAGUUCCAGUUUGGACGCACAAAAAUCUUUUUCCGGGCAGGACAAGUGGCUUAUUUGGAAAAACUCCGGGCGGAUAAAUUCCGGGCGGCCACAAUCAUGAUCCAGAAAACAGUACGAGGCUGGUUACAGAGGCUGAAAUACCAAAGGAUGAAGAAGGCUGCGGUAACCAUUCAGAGAUACACCCGGGGGCAUCUCGCUCGCAGGCUGGCAGACAAUCUCCGGAAGACGAAGGCGGCCGUGAUCUUCCAGAAGCAGUACCGCAUGAUUCGCGUCUAUCGUGGCUACCAGCGCAUCCGCCGGGCGGCCGUUACCAUCCAGGCCUUCACUCGGGGCAUGUUUGACAGGAGAGCUUAUCGCGAGCUACUCCUACAGCACAAAGCCACCGUCAUUCAGAAGCACUUGCGCGCUUGGGUCGCCCGCAAAAACUUUGCCAAAUUCCGCAGCGCGGCCGUAGUCAUCCAGUGCUACUACCGCCGCAUGAAAGCCAGGAGGGAGCUGAAGCUGCUGAAGAUCGAAGCCAGGACGGCCGAGCACUUCAAAAAGCUCAGCGUGGGCAUGGAGAACAAGGUGGUCCAGCUCCAGAGGAAGAUAGACGAGCAGAACAAAGAACAGAAGGACCUGAAGGAGCAGCUGGCGGCCUCGGCGGUCACACACGCUGCCGAGGUAGAGAAGCUACAGAAGGAGCUGGAGAAGAAACGGCAGAACCAGCAGGACGACAAUCAGCUGACGAGCUUACAGGAGGAGAUCGAGCAUCUGAGGGCCGAGCUGGCCAGGGCGCAGGAUGAGAGGAAGACUAUCGAGGACACGUACGCCAGUGAGAAGCUGCAGCUGCAACAGAGAAUAUCUGACCUCGAGGAUGAAAACACUAAUUUGAAAGAUGAAAAAGAGGAACUCAACAGCAAAAUGAUCCUGCGUUCAGAAGGCGACGUUUCCCAGAGCGCCGUUAAGGAGAACGUGCAGAUGCAGAAAGAGCUGGAGGAGGAGAGGGCCCGGCACCAGAACCUGGUGAAGGAGUACACAAGGCUGGAACAGAGAUAUGACAACCUUCGAGAGGAGGUGGCAAUCAUCAAGCAAACCCCAGGACACAGGAGGAAUCCAUCCAACCAAAGCAGCCUGGAGUCCGAUUCCAACCACCCGUCUAUCUCCACGUCCGAGAUCGGGGACACGGAGGACGUAAUAAUGGAGGUGGAGGAGGCCGGAUUGGAGAAAGCCGCCAUGGAUAUGACGCUGUUCCUGAAGCUACAGAAACGGGUGAGGGAGCUGGAGCUGGAGAGGAAGAAGCUGCAGAAUCAGCUGGACAAAAAGGAGCAACAAGAAAGUAAAAGAUCCCAGGCGAUCGAGGCGCAAAAUGACACGAGUGCGGAUCGCGAUACCGACAUCGCAUACAAUAAUCUGAAGAGGCAAGAACUAGAAUCUGAAAAUAAAAGACUUAAAAAUGACCUGAAUGAGCUGCGGAAGGCCAUCGCAGAUGGAACUGGCGAGGACAACCCGGACGAGGAGUCCAACCGCUACGCUUUACUGCUGAACCAACUGAAAACGGCCAACGAAGAGCUGGAAGUUCGCAAGGAGGAAGUGCUUAUCCUCCGGACACAGAUUGUAAACUCGGCUCAGCAAAAAGAUGCCGAAAAGAGUGUAGAUUCAGAAACGAGCUGGGCUAACAGCAACAGAGAAACCGAACAGGAUGACGCAAUCGAAGCGUACCAUGGUGUCUGUGAAGCAAACAGACUCUUGGAAGCCCAGCUGCAGACGCAGAUCAGAGAGCACGACGAGGAGGUGGAGGCCAUGACGUCUCACAUUGAAGCUCUGCAGGAAGAGCUGGAGAAGCAGCAGCAGGUCCUCCUCCAAGCCAUGCAGCUCUCCCCCGAAGCACAGAUAGAGCUGGGACUUCAGCAUGAAAUCACCCGCCUCACCAACGAGAACCUGGACCUUAAAGAAUUACUAGAGAAAUCUGAAAAGAACGAGAAGAAGUUGAAGAAACAACUUAAACUUUAUCUAAAGAAAGUCCAGGAUUUUGAAGCAGUGUCUCCGGAGAUUGUCCAGACUGAGCGGAAACAGCAUGAGCUCUCCAGGCAGGUGACGGUGCAGAGAAUCGAGAAGGAUUUCCAGGGAAUGCUGGAAUUUUAUAAGGAGGACGAGCCACUUCUCAUCAGGAACCUCAUUCUAGAUCUGAAACCUCAGCUGAUAUCCGGCACGGUCCCAUGUCUGCCGGCAUACAUCCUCUUUAUGUGCAUCCGACAUGCAGACUACAUCAACGAUGACCAAAAAGUGCACUCCCUGCUCACCUCCACCAUCAACGGCAUCAAGAAGGUGUUAAAGAAACAUCAUGAUGAUUUCCAGAUGACAUCUUUCUGGCUGUCAAACUCCAGCCGCCUCCUUCACUGUCUGAAACAAUACAGCGGCGAUGAAGGCUUCAUGAACAGUAAUUCUUCCAAACAGAAUGAGCACUGUCUGCGGAACUUUGACCUAACCGAGUACCGGCAGGUCCUCAGUGAUCUGUCCAUUCAGAUCUACCAGCAGCUCAUUAAGAUCUCUGAGGGACUUCUCCAGCCUAUGAUAGUGUCUGCUAUGCUGGAAAGCGAAAGCAUCCAAGGUCUUUCUGGGGUGAAGCCUACAGGAUAUCGAAAGAGGUCUUCCAGCAUGGUGGACGGAGACAACUGUUAUAACCUAGAAGCUGUCAUCCGGCAGCUUAAUGCGUUCCACGGUGUUAUGUGCGACCACGGGCUGGAUCCAGAGAUCAUCCAGCAAGUCUUCAAACAGCUUUUUUACAUGAUCAACGCGGUGGCAUUGAAUAACCUGCUGCUGAGGAAGGAUGUCUGCUCGUGGAGCACUGGGAUGCAGCUUCGGUAUAACAUCAGUCAGCUGGAGGAGUGGCUGCGGGGGAAGAACCUUCACCCCAGCGGAGCCGCGCAGACCAUGGAGCCUCUGAUACAGGCUGCUCAGUUACUGCAGCUAAAGAAGAAAACCCAGGAAGAUGCAGAAGCCAUAUGCUCCCUGUGCACAGUGCUCACUACAGGGCAGAUCGUGAAAAUCCUAAACCUGUACACCCCAGUGAACGAAUUUGAAGAGCGCGUGACGGUCUCCUUUAUCAGAAGUAUUCAGGCCCAGUUACAGGACAGAAGCGACCCUCCCCAGUUACUGCUGGACUCGAAGUACAUGUUCCCAGUUCUAUUCCCAUUCAACCCAUCGGCAAUAACGCUGAACACCGUUCAUAUCCCGGCUUCUCUCCAACUGGACUUUCUUAACAGAGUUUAAAAAAAACGGACAAUAUAUUUUAUCAAGAAACGUCUAAAAAAUAAAAGAAUAAAUAAUAAUAUACAUUUUCAGAAAUAAAUAUAUAUCUAAGACCAAAACCAUAUUGUUUGAAGCUGUUGACUUAUAAUCUCAUCUCAUUAUUGCACUGAAAACCAUUUUAUUUUUCUUCUACUGUUAUAAAUACUUGAAACGGAAGCAUUUUUUUAAAAAAAACUGUAUUGUCAGUGGUAGAAUUGGCCAAUGUUAACCCCGAGCACAAUAGUCCACAGGGUGCACGAUAUUCAGUGAUGUUAU
Molecule: messenger RNA, 5832 nt
Organism: Spea bombifrons (plains spadefoot toad)
Lineage: Eukaryota; Metazoa; Chordata; Amphibia; Anura; Pelobatidae
Gene: MYO5B
Product: myosin VB
Exons: 39
Coding region: 85-5538 (1817 amino acids)
Biological process (GO): vesicle transport along actin filament; actin filament organization
Cellular component (GO): vesicle; cytoplasm; myosin complex
Molecular function (GO): microfilament motor activity; actin filament binding; ATP binding
Source: RefSeq, a predicted model, not a curated record